AUGUUUCAACAACCGUACACGGGCGAAUACGUAUCAAGUGUGCCGAAUGUGAACCCGAUGAAACCUGAGCAAAAAAACACCGAAACUACUACAGCUGGAUGUCAAGACUGGCCAUUUGCACUGCUUUUUGUGAUAAAUGUGGGCGUUAUCAUCGCGUUGAUGGCUGUAUGGGGCAUCAAGACGGUGACGGACCCGGAAAAUAAUUCGAGCGAGUUGUUGUCGGGUGAUGAUACGAAGGUCGUGAUGGUUGUUUCCGUGGGCAUGGCCGUCGUGUCGAUGGUAUUGGCUCUAAUGAUGGUCAAGCUCAUUGUGGCCUACGCUCGCGUCAUGAUUCUGGUCGUGCUGUGGUUCAACGUGGGCAUUUCGUUCGCCUUUGCAGCUUAUGGAUUCAUCGUCGGCAACAUUUUCAUUGCCGUUAUCGGUCUCAUCAUUGCCCUGCUGAACCUUUGCUACGCUCGUGCCGUGCAGCAUCGCAUUCCGUUUGCUGUCGCCAACUUGCGUGUCGCUGAAGGGGCUAUUGCCAGACACUCGUCUACUUACGUGGUGUCGAUUGUUUUCACCAUCGUGCAGAUUGCAUGGGUCGUGGUGUGGGCGUUGGCUUUACUGGGUGUUGCCAACAAGAUUGCUAAAAACAAUCCCAGCACCAACACUACGACUUCUACGCGAUCUUCGUCGUACCAGCAGUCGGGGGGAUCGUAUGUUGCGUACUUUUUUCUGCUUCUGUCUUUCUACUGGGGCCUUCAAGUUUUCAAGAACGUUGCUCACACCACCGUCGCGGGUACCGUCGCGACGUUCUGGUACAACACUGAGUCGACAGGUGCUACUGGUGCCUCACUGAAGCGUAGCAUGACUUCUUCAUUCGGAUCCAUUUGCUUUGGAUCGCUUAUCGUCGCCUUUUUGCAGGCACUUCGUGCGUUGGCGCAAAGUGGACGUGAGGAUGGAAGCGCAUUGGCAUGCGUUGCUGAGUGUAUUCUAGGCUGCCUGCAGGCAAUUAUGGAAUACUUCAACCGAUGGGCAUAUGUCUACGUUGGAAUCUACGGCUACAAGUUCACACAGGCUGGCAAGGCCGUGUUCGAGCUUUUCAAGCAGCGCGGUUUCGAUGCUAUCAUUAACGACGAUCUUAUUGGCAACGUGCUUGGUUUCGCUGCUCUGGGUGUUGGGCUUAUAUGCGCUGGUGUCGGAGUACUGAUUGCAGAGACGACGGACGCUGUUGUUUUCCAGAAUAGCACGGCGUUCCUAGCAAUCCUAGGCCUUGUAAUCGGCAUUGGCGUUGCUGUCACGCCCCUCGCCGUCAUCGACAGUUCUGUUGCUACGAUCUUUGUCUGCUUUGCUGAGGACCCGGCUGCUUUCCAACAAUCGCACCCGGAGCUGUACGCGCCGCUGGUGCAAGAGUGGCACAACCUCUACCCGGAGAUUAUGGCACAGGCAGGAUAUUACGUGUAG
Messenger RNA from Peronospora farinosa, 1443 nucleotides. The record is from the annotation of a GenBank genome assembly. NCBI's taxonomy places the organism in Eukaryota, Oomycota, Peronosporomycetes, Peronosporales, Peronosporaceae.